AGUUGAAGCAAGAAACAACAGUGCAGAUUCCAAACAUGCACUUUCUUACUACACAAAACGGCUUAUAGAUAUGUGCGCUUUUAGGUAAGAAUACAGCACUAUGCUUCACUACUAUCGCCACCCAUCUGUAGUUUCUUUGGUUGCGACUCUGAUGCUGACGUUACUAUUUGUUCCCCAUAUAUGGUCGCUUGUAUAUCCCUCACAACCGGACGUGUUCGUAAAAUCCUACCAAGCUAAGUAUGAAAACGAACUGCCCAGUAAAACAAUGCUCAUGGUUGAGCCACGUAUACAUCCGCUACUCAAUUAUGUGCUUAGGAACUUCCAUGGGAACAUGCCCAUGGAUUGGUCCAUAACGAUUGUACACUCGAGGCAAAACAAGAAGCAAGUAAAGAGAGCCUUGAGCAAGCUGGAUGGUCGAAUUGUGAAAAGUAUAGAAUUCCUACCGGAAAAUAUUCAGGCACAUGAGUAUAACAAGAUGUUUCUAACGUACGAUUUCUGGGAGUUAAUAUCAGAGGAGCACGUUCUUGUAUUCCAAACGGAUACAGUCCUGUGCUCGAACUCCCCUUACAACAUCGAGCAUUUCGUUAAAUAUGACUACAUCGGGUGUGCCAUUGGGCCCCACUACGGCGAAAGUUCUACUUACUGGUGGUACCCUGAAGCCUUUUAUGGAUGUGGCGGUUUAAGUCUGCGGAACAAUAAGUUCCAAAAGAAAUGCAUACACGAUCACCCCGACAAGUCCGACUGGCCGGAGGACAAGUUCUUCGGGUGGUGUUUACACCAGAACCAGAAAAACAUGCCUGAGAAUGCCGAGGUGUUGCAGAAGUUCUGCAACCAAGAAAGACUAGACUUACCUGGCUUGGGAAUACAUAAGUUCUGGGAUUCGGGAUAUGAGAGCGCACCUUCGAGUACAAAGAAGAUGUUCGAUUUCUGUCCGGAGGUCUUUGCUCUGCGACCACACGCCGUCUUUGAGCCCGCCUACAAGGAUACUUCCGAUCCGAAUGCAUUAUUCAACCGAACUGAGUGGAGAUUGCACCAAAAAAGCCCAUAUUCUGAGAUGAGAGUGCAUGGCCUCCCGCCUAUUGUGGGCUGCCCAGAGUGUACAUGUUCGAAACGUACGGACAAACGACGGAAGGAGGGCGAUAAAUAGCGUGACUCGAAAAUUGUCAUUUGAGAAUCAUUCUUCAAAUAGCCAUGCUUGCGGCGUCAACGAGAGCUGCCCAUCACAUCAAAGUGGGAAGCAAUAGUAUUCACAAGUAGUCGAGGUUAUAGUACAGCUUCGAUAUGCGCGAGUACAAAAAGGUGGCCAGCCGACAAGGGAUGAGUUGUGCAUAUCGCGCGAAUAGUUAUACAAGCGUAACAACUGUACGGUCAGAUUAGGUGGCCAGUAUCGAUAACAGCAUUAGAACAUAAUUUAGGUUAAUCGCGCCAUCCGAAUUACAAGCUUCAAAUUGUCGAGCAAUUUCGUGCGAGAAUAGAUCAUGAAUCAGAUCCACCGCGGACGCGGCUACAUCAAGAUUGGGUUCAGCAUUUAACUGGUGCGCAGGACAACAAUCUUGGCAACAGUAUAAUCAUUCACUCAGAUCGAACAUACGGCGGCUCAGUGAUGCAGUGGUUCAGUGGCUGGCUUGAAACAGAUACUACAGUAAGAUUCCCGAGAUAGUUUCUUCUAAGUACAUCGUGCGCCCUAAUUCAAUAUAGGGCCUUCAGUACAGGCAUAAUCGGUGAUACUUGAACAGUAUGUGUACAACGCAAGGUGCACGGGAUAACCGUUCACAAGAGUGCUGUACUCAACAAAACGUCGCUUCACAAAGGAGUUCUGUACAUGGUACCCUUCAGCACGCACAAGUAGUGCCAGAAAUAUAGUCACGGUAUACGCAUAGCGAUUCACCACUGCAUUUGGCAACCUGAAAAGCCUGGGUUAUCGUGUGAAUUAGAAAACCGUAUAAGACUCUGUGGACCUUCGACAGCACAGUACUAGAUAUAUGCCCUAUGCCAUCUAUCUGUCAAUCACAGCGAGGUAAAACAGUUGUGAUGUAUCUUACAUCCAUUCAAGAGUUGAAAUUUAGAUUGCGAAUAAAUAUUGUCAUACAGAACUAGG
This is a messenger RNA of Sphaeroforma arctica JP610, 2098 nucleotides long. RefSeq lists its product as hypothetical. The transcript has 2 exons. NCBI's taxonomy places the organism in Eukaryota, Ichthyosporea, Ichthyophonida. The record is from RefSeq and is a predicted model, not a curated record. Bases 101 to 1147 code for a protein of 348 amino acids.